ACUCCUUUUCUUUAUAUAUCAGUCCAAUCCCCCCACAACCUCACUUUAUCUCCUCCCUCUCCCUCUCUCUCUCUCUCUAUAUAUAUAUAAUGGCUUUCUCUCUCCUCCCCUUUUCCUCCUCCUCCUCCUCUUGAUAUCUCUCCUCCUUCUCCCUUCUCCUCCCCCCCUUUCUCUGAGGCCUUGUUUUACUGCUGCAAUGGAAUUCGAUCUCGAGAACCCGUUCACCGCCGCCGACGACGACAAGGAGCGCUCCGACUCAUUCGCCGCGCUCUUCGCGGCGGAGUCCGAUCACUCCCUCGCCGGCGCCGCCGCCUCCGUCGACCUCUCGGCCCGCCGCGACGCCGCCUCCCUGAUCCUCGAGGCGCAGUUCCGAUCCAAUCUCGAUCCCUUCGUCGCCUACCUCGCCGCCAACUACGUCGAUCGCUUCCUCUUCAAGCGACAGAUCCCGAGAGAUAAGCCAUGGGUGGCGCGGCUCCUCGCCAUCUCCUGCCUCUCCCUCGCGUCGAAGAUGAAGCGCGGGGCCGAUUACUCCAUCGCCGAUUUCCAGGGGGAGGAGGGUUUCAUCUUCGACGCGCACACGAUCCAUCGCAUGGAGCUCCUCGUGUUGGGGGCGUUGGAUUGGAGGAUGCGAUCCAUCACCCCUUUCUCCUUNCUUUUGAAAGGGCUUAAUGAAACAGAGAUUAAGAUGUUGGAGUUCAAACCUUCUCUGAUCGCCGCAUCCGCGCUCCUCGCCGCCGCACGCGAGCUCGUCCCGAUCCAGUACGCCGCGUUCCGCUCCGCCGUAUCCUCCUGUGGAUUUGUAAAUAAAGAGAGGUUGUGGGAAUGCUACAAUGCCGUGGCGGCGUGCGGUUGCGAUUCGGCGCUGGAGCUGGAAAUGGCGUCGAGCGCGGACACGCCGGUGACGGUGCUCGGCCGCUACUGCGCGAGCUCGGAGAGCGAGAGGACCGUCGGAUCGGCUGCGGCGCCGGCCGAUCGCGAUCUCAAGAAGCGCCGCGUCUCCUCCGCCGCGCCGCUCCGCCUCCGCCGCUUCCGAGACUAGGAGCCGCGCUGGGCGGAGGAGAGAAUGUAACAAACUAUAAGCGGCAGAGGAGCGGAAGAGGAAUGAAAAUAACUUUGGAAGGAGACGUAGACGAAGAGAGGGACGACAAAAGAGAUCUGUGGAUUGAAGGCCCUGGUGGUACGAAGAAAUAGUAGUCUCUAAUUUCUCUCUAUUUUUUUUGUUUUGUUUUUGGUUUUGCUAUAUUAUAUAUAUGGGGGGACAUAUUAUAAUAUGAUAAUAAAUAAAAAAGAAAAAAAAAAGCUGG
Ananas comosus (pineapple) is the source of this 1304-nucleotide messenger RNA. Its product is annotated as cyclin-D6-1. Gene Ontology annotation, molecular function: cyclin-dependent protein serine/threonine kinase regulator activity. The record is from RefSeq and is a predicted model, not a curated record. Gene Ontology annotation, biological process: mitotic cell cycle phase transition; regulation of cyclin-dependent protein serine/threonine kinase activity. The coding region runs from base 197 to 1039 and encodes 280 amino acids. Gene Ontology annotation, cellular component: nucleus; cyclin-dependent protein kinase holoenzyme complex; cytoplasm. NCBI's taxonomy places the organism in Eukaryota, Viridiplantae, Streptophyta, Magnoliopsida, Poales, Bromeliaceae. The transcript has 7 exons.